UGAAGCAAAAGCAGUAUUUUUAAAAAUGCCCAAAGCUGAUAUAGUAUCUUGGAAUAUUUUGCUUAAUGCGCAUGCCCAAAAUGGGCACUUUCAAGAGACAAGAAUGGUGUUUUACAAUAUGCCUGCAUGGGACAUUUGUUCCUUCAACACUAUGUUAGCUGCUUGCUGUAAAUUUGAUAAGCUUCAAGAUGCCAAGACUAUAUUUCAAGCAAUGCAAGAGCAAGACUUGAUUUCAUGGAACAUUAUUUUACAUAUGUACUCCAAACAACAAUGGUUUGAACUAGUAAAGAAAUUCUUUGAAACAAUGCCUUUGCACAAUGCAAUCUCAAUGACCAUUAUGCUUAUGACAUAUUCCCAAGCAGGAGAUGUAGAAGCUGCAAGAUUUGUACUGGAUUCAACUAAAGAACACAACCUUACUUUGUGGAAUGCAAUGCUCAUAGCAUAUAUACAAAAUGGGCAUCUCUCUGAAGCCACGAAAAUAUUUAGCAGCACUCUCAGGGAGAAAGACACCUCAUCAUCGAACACAAUGGUAACAGCCUAUGCCCAAAGUGGUCAUGUUGAUCAAGCUCAAAAGCUCUUUAAUGAAAUGCCAGUGCGAGACAUUGUAUCCUGGACUGCCAUGCUGUCAGCAUACGCUCAAGUAGGACGCCUUGAAGAAGCCCAAAGGAUAUUCCACUCCAUGCCCAAGCAUAAUUCAUUCACUUGGACCGCAAUGCUUGCUGCAUAUGCCCAGAAUGGGCAGAGCAUCAAAUGCAUAGAGUUUUUCCAUGAGAUGGGCAUUGUAGAGAGCCCCAAUGAUGUAUGUUUUACAUGUGUUCUUCAGAGUUGCAGCCAUACGGGAGAUAUGAGAAGGGGUUUGCCUUACUUUCUGUCAAUAACCCUUGACUAUGCCAUUGACUGCCCAAAGAAACAGCACUUUAGCUGCAUGAUUGACCUCCUUGCACGAGGUGGGUAUCUGGAGGAUGCCAAGGAUCUCUUGAGUUUUAUGCCUUUUGCUCCUUUGGCCUCAGACUGGAGGUGCUUGUUAAAAAGGCCGGACGUCUCCUUCCAGCAAUGAAAUCAUUUGCAUUGAAUAAAGAUAUGGAUCGAAAUUCACGGAUCCAACUUGUUCGCUCA
This is a messenger RNA of Selaginella moellendorffii, 1116 nucleotides long. Its product is annotated as pentatricopeptide repeat-containing protein At4g02750-like. Gene Ontology annotation, molecular function: protein binding; RNA binding. The record is from RefSeq and is a predicted model, not a curated record. Lineage: Eukaryota; Viridiplantae; Streptophyta; Lycopodiopsida; Selaginellales; Selaginellaceae. The transcript has a single exon. Gene Ontology annotation, biological process: RNA modification. Bases 26 to 1057 code for a protein of 343 amino acids.